This is a messenger RNA of Vitis vinifera (wine grape), 1524 nucleotides long. RefSeq lists its product as uncharacterized. The transcript has 5 exons. The record is from RefSeq and is a predicted model, not a curated record. Lineage: Eukaryota; Viridiplantae; Streptophyta; Magnoliopsida; Vitales; Vitaceae. Bases 1 to 1524 code for a protein of 507 amino acids.
AUGACAGUAAAUGAUCCAGCAGAGACCCUUUCCUCCAUGUUUGCGCCAAUGAUGAGAUCAGAUGCUGCUACAGAUGUCUUAGGAGCUUUACGAAGAUUCAAAAUGCCUACUGGCAUUAUAGAGGUUUAUAGUAACAAGGAUUUUUAUAGUGACGGUAAUUGUGACGGUAAUGGUUACAUUGACGAUAAUGGUAAUUAUGACGGUGACAGUAACGCUAACGCUAACGGUGAUAGUGACAAUGACGGUGGCGAGAACGAUCAUGAUCACGGUUAUGGUAAUGGUGACGGUAACGAUAACGAUAACGAUAACAGUCAUGGAAACAGUGACGGUUAUGGUUACUAUGACGGUAAUGGCAAUGGUAUCGGUGAUGGUAACAAUAACACAAAGAGUAACGGUAAAGGUAAUGGUAAAAGUAUCGGUAACGGUAACGCUAACAAUAUCAAAAACGGUAAUAGGGACGGUGAUAGUAACGGUGACUGUAACGAUAAUAGUAACGAUGAAGGUGACAGUAACAGUAUUGGUAAUGGUGACAGUAGCGGUUACGAUAACGGUAAUAGUGAUGGUAAUGGUGACAGAAAUGAUGACGGUAACGGUGACAAUAACGAUGACGGUAAUGGUGAGGAUAAAGAUGACGAUAAUAGUGACGAUAACAAUGAUGGUAACAGUGACAAUAACGAUGACAGUGAUGGUAACAAUGACGGUAAAGGUGAUGGUAACGGUAAUGAUGACAGUAACCUUUACAAUAAUGGUCAAGGUGAUGGUGAUUACAACGACAAUAGUAAUAGUAACGGUGACGGUGACCGUAACGAUAAUGGUAAGGUUGAUGGUGACAAUGACGGAAACGAUGACAGUAGUGGUAUCACAUAUUGUAACAGUGACGGUAACCAUAAUGGUAACGAUAAUGGUGACAUUGAUUGUAACAUUGACGGUAACGUUGACAGUAUCAGUAACGAUGAAGGUAAUGGUAACGAUGACUGUAAUGCUUACAAUGACAGUGAUGGUGACAAUAAUAGUAACGAUGACAAUAACGGCAACGGUAACUGUAACGGUGACGAUGAUGGUAACAAUGACAGUAACGAUGACAUGGUAACGGUGACGGUAAUGGUGACAGUAAUGGUCACAAUGACGAUAACGAUGACAGUGACGGUAAUGGUCAUGAUUAUGGUAAUGAUAGCGGUGACAAUAAUGGUCAUGAUGAUGGUAACAAUGACGGUGACAGUAACGGUAACGGUGAUAGUGACGGUGACGGUAACAAUAAUGCAAACAGUAACAAUAAAGGUAAUGGGUGAUAGUGACGGGACGGGGACGGGAACGGUGACAGUUAUUCUAACUAUAACGGUGAUGGUUAUCGUAACGGUAACGGUAACUGUGACGAUGACGGUAACGGUGACCGUAAAAGUAUCGGUAACGGUGACAAUAACGAAAACAGUGGUGACGAUGACUUUAACGGUGAAGGUAACAGUGACUGUAACGGUGACGAUAACAGUGAUGAUAACGGUGGCAGUGACGGUGAUGAUCACGUGA